AUGUUUGGUACUAAACGAACACCUCCGAUGACUCCCACACUUCGAACUGAGCAAUCUGUCUCUGAGCCGGAACUGGCUAAAAUUACAUCGGAACUAGACAUGAAUAUAACGACUCGAAAAAGAAAACAACCAGAAUGUGACUGCACUACACAGCUCUCCAUCAUUCAUGCUGAUAUAAAGGAAUCAUUAAGUGAAUGGAACAAUGGAUUGAAUGCCAAAUUAUCCACAAUCACAGAUGAUAUAAAAACUAUACGAAAUGACAUGGAGACAUACAUUAUGGCAAUAAAAAAGGAGAUGGAUUCUCUACGCACGGACAAUAUAUCUAUAAAAAAAGAGGUGAUUAAGCUGACUGAGGAGGUCGCAGAGAUAAAAAAAUCGGCAACUUACAUCUCGAAUGAGUACGAUGACAAUCAAAAACGACUUAACACAUUAGAAGAGAGCAUUUUGUCAAAGGAUGUUCAUCAAGGAAUACUAAAAACACUUGAAGCUAAAAUUGACAACCUUGAGCAACAAGCCAGACAAUGCAACUUGGAAAUUAGUAAUGUUCCUGAACGACGUGAUGAAAACUUAUUCAACUUGAUUGAAGACAUUGGCAAGAAAAUCAAUACCGCAACACCACGAGAUGAAAUUGUUACUGUUCAUCGUGUGCCACAUGCCGCAGCUAGUGAAAGACCUAAAAAUAUCGUGGCUAAGUUCAAAACUCGCGCCCUAAGGGACAACGUUCUCAGCGCCUUCCGGUUGAAGAGAGGUGUCACGUCCACAGACCUUGGCAUUCUUGGUGCACCCCGCACUGUCUACGUGAAUGAACACCUUACUCUCCAAAAGAAACAACUACUGCGUGAGACUCGUGACGCUGCUAGGAAAUGGAAUUACAAAUUUGUUUGGGUAGAAUAUGCCAGCAUGAUUUGGGAUCCCUUCUAUGCAAAGUACGACCAUGCAAUUGAAAGAGUGCAGCAACUGUUAUAA
Trichoplusia ni (cabbage looper) is the source of this 966-nucleotide messenger RNA. RefSeq lists its product as uncharacterized. The transcript has 3 exons. Bases 1 to 966 code for a protein of 321 amino acids. The record is from RefSeq and is a predicted model, not a curated record. NCBI's taxonomy places the organism in Eukaryota, Metazoa, Arthropoda, Insecta, Lepidoptera, Noctuidae.